AUGACUGACAGUGUAACGAUAUCUCUGCUCCCAGUAUCUCUCUCCCUGGUCCAUCUACCUCGGUCACGCCUAGAAACGCUUUCCCAGCACGUUCUCCGUCAGAUUCUGCAGCCCAGUCCUAUUUUUCUGAACGUUACUUGCAACGAGAUCGAGCUUAGCCUGUUUGCCGAACGACAUGCCCUCAAGGACUUCGAAAAGAUAGCUAGGAAAGAUGCACAGAAGUUGAGGUCGCGAAGAAGAGAGGAGGGAGGUGAAACACAUCCCACCCAAGAUCACAAAAGGAGCAAAAGACAGAAGGAGGAUUGGGAGCCUGUCGAGGUUUCGUCCGACAAGUGGAAUGUACUCCAAAUUGACUCUCAUUCGGAUCGCCUGGACACUUCGGGUGCUCGCGUACAUGAGCUGUCUGCUCCUCUGGCCGCAGCGGGUAUAUCAAUCCUGUACCAGUCAUCUUACAUGUGCGAUUUCAUCUUCGUAAAAUCCUAUCGUCUCUCGGAAGUGAUGUCUCUUCUCGCCUCUGCCGGUUUUGACCUAUAUUCUUCCGAUCCCUACAACCUCACCGCCCAGCUUUCUACUUUCACCUCGCCAAUGCUCUCCCCCACCAGGGAAGAUAUUUCGUCGAUCAAUAUUUUGGAUUUGGCGACGGCGCAAGUGCAACGCCAUGGCAUUGAUCCUGAAGGUGGGGCUGUAUUCUCCCGCUCACGGAGCAACACGAACUCCAGCAGCUCCAGCUCGGGCGGCAGAACGGUACCACAGAACCUGCACGUAUCGAGCCAACGCGAUUUCGAAGACGAUAGCCCUGCUAACCAGGUACCCGAACGUCCGGAUGCAAAGCAAGAAAGAGCGGCCCAGAGCCGCUCGCAGUCGCACUCGCCGUCCGGGUGUGAGGUGCGCGUCCUGGAGCCCGAUCUCACGUACGUCGGGCUAUCGGACGAUAGCGUGGAAAUGUGGGGGCUCAAGAUCGUCAAGCUCGUGGCAUUUCCUGAGUUGAUUGUGCCGGUUAGGCGAGGGAGCGGAGGCGAAAGCAGCUCGUCCGCUGCCUCGCAUGGCCGUCAUGUGUCUCCUUCGCCGGAGCAUCCUGCCCUCGAUCAGGUCCCGGAGCCCGUACACUUACCAACCAUCGGCCUCUCCGAUGAUGUUGAUGCUGUGCCGUUUCACAUAAACGUCGCAAGUGACGGAGAGAAAGGGAACGGGAGCGGGAGCGACACCACGACACGCGUUGGGCCCGAUUCACCGAAAGGUGACCCUGCGUUCGACAUGUCGCCUGUAUCGCCCCUGUUUGAGACGAGGAACGGGAAGGUCUGGGAAGACGUUUUCGACCUAGAGGACUCGAGCGACGAAGAGGACCAUCGUUCCAAGAGCCCCAGCGAAGAGGCCCACAAGCGGGAGACCUCAGAAGUACUUGCUGCAGCAGGCCAGACUAGGCCUUUCCUUCCACACCUUGAGACUCUCAAGCCUGCUCAUGACCACUCACGCUCUGCAUCAACAUCUUCGACGUCAUCCGCCGUGUCGACACCUCCCCUUCUCGUCCCUUUCUUCUCCUUCACCCGCACGUCUGAGGGCUCGUCACUUACUGCUCCAGUAUCUCUGCUCGCCGCGCUCUUCCCGCCUAGCGAGAGGCAUAUGGUGAUUUGCAGUGACGAGCUUGACAUCUUGGAUUCUCGCGUUUCCUCACCCAUCACGCCGGAAGGGCCUGAGGUCGGGGAAUCGGAGGAUCACGACGACGAACGGAACGGUGCUCAAGGCCCGUUGCGAUGUCUGCAGAUCGACUUGCGGAAGUUUGGGUUAGACAAGCAUGGACUUGUGAAUCGGUAUUCCCGCACACUCGAAGAGAACGGCAUAAACCACAUGUACAGUUCGACGUACAAGACCGCGAACCUGCUCGUCGACAAAGCGCACGCGAGCCGCGCGCAGGCUCUGCUGCGCUCUUGCUGA
Sparassis crispa is the source of this 1932-nucleotide messenger RNA. RefSeq lists its product as hypothetical. NCBI's taxonomy places the organism in Eukaryota, Fungi, Basidiomycota, Agaricomycetes, Polyporales, Sparassidaceae. The transcript has 4 exons. Bases 1 to 1932 code for a protein of 643 amino acids. Gene Ontology annotation, biological process: cellular response to L-arginine; regulation of intracellular signal transduction. The record is from RefSeq and is a predicted model, not a curated record. Gene Ontology annotation, cellular component: cytosol.